AUGACACCCCAUCCCACCAGCCUCCUCCCCCUCCUCUUCCCUCUCCUCAUCCUCCUCUAUCUCUUCCUCUGCCCCUACACCAAAGUCGAAGAAUCCUUCAACAUUCAAGCCAUCCACGACAUUCUGUACUAUGGGAUUCCCAUUCCAUGGCGGGACAAUGCGGCGGAGUUUUUUGCAAAGAGAUAUGACCAUGUGGCCUUCCCUGGACCCGUGCCGAGGACGUUUGUGGGAGCAUUGAUGGUCUCGGGGCUGGCCAGGCCGUGGUUAUGGGUUUGUAGAGGGGAUUGGGGGUGUGUGCAGGUAUUGGUCCGAGCCGUACUCGGCCUCCUCAACAGCUUCACCCUCAUCCUCUUCAGCCGCAGCAUCUCGCGCGCCUUUGGUCGCAGUGCGGGUGUCUGGUACAUCCUCUUCCAAGCGAGCCAAUUCCACGUCAUCUUUUACGCGUCUAGGACGUUGCCGAAUAUGUUCGCCUUUUGCUUCACAACCCUCUCCCUAACCCUCCUCCUAAACUCCCACACCCACCCUCCACCCCGCCGAACCAACUCCCUCACCCUCUCCCUCCUCCUCCUCACAACAACCACCAUCCUCUUCCGCUCCGAACUCCUCCUCCUCCUCACCCCCCUAACCCUCCACACCCUCCUCCUCACCCCACCCCCCCUCCGCCUCCCUCUAAUAACCCACACCAUCCUCCCAGCAGGCCUCCUCGGCACCCUUCUCGCCCUCCCCCUAACCCUAACACUAGACUCGUACUUCUGGCACGCCUGGACCACGACUCCGCUCUGGCCCGAACUCUCCGCCUUCUGGUACAACACGAUCCUCGGCCACAGUUCGGCCUGGGGCGUGAGCCCCUGGCACUUCUACUUCUCGUCCGCCCUGCCGCGCCUCCUGCUCAACCCCUUAACCUACCCCGUCUGCAUCCCAUUUGCUGUCCUGCAUCCCGCGACGAGGCGCAACGCCACGGCCUUGCUGGUGCCGACGGCGGGGUUCGUGGCGCUGUACUCGCUGCUCGCGCACAAGGAGGCGCGGUUCGUCAUGUACGCUGUCCCUGCGCUGACGGGCGUGGCGGGCGCGGGCGCGGGGCUGAUUUGGACGCGGAGAGGGAAGUCGAGCAUCUACGCGGUUCUCAGCGCAGGCAUGGCGGUUUCGGUGAUGGUGUCGUUUAUGGCGAGUGCGGCGGUGGUGGGGGUGAGUAGUUUGAAUUAUCCUGGGGGCGAGGCGAUGGGGGAGUUGCAUCGGAUUAUUGCAUCUGCAUCUGCAUCUGCCUCGGCCUCGGAGAACGGGAACGGGAACGGGAGCAGUGUGAACUGGACCAGCAGGAAAGACGGCGCUGGAGAUGGCGAGGGCAGGGCCAAGGCCAUAAACAUCUACCUCGACAACCUAGCCUGCCAAACGGGCGUGACGCGCUUCCUGGAAGACCACAGCGUCUUCUCUCCCAGCAAAAUACCUCUCACUACCAAUGCCGAUGACGUUGGAAACACCGUAUCCACCAACCUAGACCUCCCCCGCCGACGCUUCACAUACAACAAAUCCACCUCCCCGGAACUCCUGCUCGACCCCCUAUUCUGGACGCACUUCGACUACGCCAUCAUGGAGCGGCCGGAGAAAUGCAUCGGGAAGUGGGAAAUGGUAUCCACGGUCUUCGCCUACGAUGGCUUCCGCUUGUUAAGACCUGGUAUACCAUCAUCAUCAUCGUCAAAUACAAGUCCAGGGGACGAGGAAAGCGGAUUGUUUAUCAGUGGUGAAGGAGAAGAUGGCGGAGUAAGGACGGUGAAAGAUCGGGCGAUAGAUACAGUUGCGAGGGGUUGGAAGACGCUGGAGGCGCUGCUCCGCUACCCGCUCCUCCGCGGGUACUGGAUCGAACUGCGCAUGUCCCCGAAGCUCUACAUACUGCGCCAACAACCGCACCAGUUCGCAGAGACGCCUCCAUCCGAUGCCGACGAAUCACAGCUGCAGGAUGAGCUUCAUUAA
Messenger RNA from Westerdykella ornata, 1968 nucleotides. RefSeq lists its product as uncharacterized. Gene Ontology annotation, cellular component: endoplasmic reticulum membrane. Bases 1 to 1968 code for a protein of 655 amino acids. NCBI's taxonomy places the organism in Eukaryota, Fungi, Ascomycota, Dothideomycetes, Pleosporales, Sporormiaceae. The record is from RefSeq and is a predicted model, not a curated record. The transcript has 3 exons. Gene Ontology annotation, molecular function: alpha-1,6-mannosyltransferase activity. Gene Ontology annotation, biological process: protein N-linked glycosylation.